This is a messenger RNA of Lampris incognitus (smalleye Pacific opah), 1429 nucleotides long. RefSeq names its product transmembrane protein 135 (gene tmem135). Bases 8 to 1429 code for a protein of 473 amino acids. Lineage: Eukaryota; Metazoa; Chordata; Actinopteri; Lampriformes; Lampridae. The record is from RefSeq and is a predicted model, not a curated record. The transcript is spliced from 15 exons.
CACAGUCAUGGCCGCCCUCAGUAAAAUACCGCACAACUGCUACGAGAUAGGUCACACCUGGAACCCGUCGUGUGCGCUGUCGGCUCUGGAAGUCACCAGAGGAGCACUGGAGGUGUCCUUCAAAAUAUACGCGCCGCUUUACCUGAUAGCAGCCAUUUUAAGGCGAAGGAAGAAGGAGUACUAUUUGAAAAAGCUCCUCCCUGAGAUCCUGCUUUCUACCUCUUUCCUCACAGCCAAUGGAGGUCUCUAUAUUGUUUUCUUCUGCAUUCUCAGGAAACUACUUGGAGGAUUUUACUUCUGGUCAGUUGGGUUUGGGGCAGCACUGCCUGCCUCCUAUAUCUCCAUCCUCAUAGAGCGCAAAAGCAGGAGAGGCCUGCUGACAAUAUAUAUGACAAAUCUGGCCACGGAGACCUUGUUCCGGAUGGCUGUGAUGCGCGGCAUUGUCAAACCCCUCAAACAUGGAGAGGUGCUCUUGUUCUGCAUAACUGCAUCCCUCUACAUGUUCUUCUUUAGGUCAAAAGAUGGUCUCAAAGGCUUUACGUUCUCAGCAUUAAAGUUCAUUGUUGGGAAGGAGGAGAUUCCCACUCAUUCCGCUGCAGUAGAACAGAGCCACCCUGUGCCCGUAGAGAGGAUAGCCGCCAUCGUUGCCGAGGACUCUCAGGGGUCAACAGGACGCCCCGGCUCUAGUAGGAAAACCCUGCUUGACCUCACUAAAGAGUUGCUAGAAUCAGUAUGCAAGCGUGGUCCAAGACAUAGAUGUUGCAAACACUAUCAGGACAACUGCAUCUCCUACUGUGUAAAAGGUUUUGUCAGAAUGUUCAGCGUGGGCUACCUGAUUCAGUGUUGUCUGAAAGUGCCCUCAGCAUUCAGACAGAUGUUCUCCAAGCCUUCCCGUCUCCCCUCGCUCUUCUACAACAAAGAGAACUUCCAGCUAGGGGCCUUCCUCGGCUCUUUCGUCAGUAUAUACAAGGGAACCAGCUGUCUCCUCCGUUGGGUGCGUAACCUUGAUGAUGAGCUCCAUGCACUGAUAGCUGGUUUCCUGGCUGGAACCUCAAUGUUCUUCUACAAAAGUACAACGAUAUCCAUGUAUCUGUUCUCCAAGUUGGUGGAAACCAUGUACUUCAAGGGCAUAGAGGCAGGCCGGUUCCCUUACUUCCCCCACGCAGACACUGUCCUAUAUGCCAUCUCUACUGCCAUCUGUUUUCAGGCUGCUGUGAUGGAAGUUCAGAACCUCAGGCCUUCCUACUGGAAGUUCCUUCUGCGGUUAACCAAGGGCAGGUUUGCGCUCAUGAACCGACAGUUGCUAGAUGUGUUUGGGACCCAGGCCUCCAGGGAUUUCAAAGGCUUCGUGCCCACCCUGGACCCGCGGUACACUACAGCGCUAACUGAAACGGUGCUUCCACAAGGAGCUGACGCCUUGCUCGGCUGA